AUGACAGGUCAUUUUACAAAAGACGAGAAAGGUUUAAUUGACCCAAGAGUCGUAGCUAAGGAAUUUACCAUUAUUGAAAGAGGUAUUCAAGCCAGGAUUGACAGCUCCGCAGAUAUCGAAGGGAUUAGAGAGGAUAUAACGAGGCUCUCUUGGGAGGUGAAGGAAGUUGCUGAUCAGCUAUCAUCGUAUGAUAAGGAAAAGUAUACUGGUAGAAUCGAUCUACUAUUGAAGGGCGCCAAAUCGUUACAAGCUAAAGUCAAUACGGAAAGGACUAGAAAACGGUUCCAGUUUAGAAGAAAGCCUAAGAACACCGACAAGCUGUUAGAUUAUGGGUCCAAAAAUGUAGAAACCCCCGGAGAAACCGCUCUAGCGAGUUCCAACACAUGCUACACAGGGAACGCACCGUUAUUGUCUGAUCAGAAUGCGACUAUUACCAAUAAUGUCUGCAUUAUUCUUGAUGGUAAAACCUCCCACUAUACUAAUUUCAGAAACUGCAGACUGCUGGCCAAUGAAGACACGCCGUUUAUGUCUUCCUUUGCAUUGACAAUGCAACAUUUUGAAUUUUCAGUGAUACAUUUUGAUCCGAUACCGUUCCAACAAGGCAGCAUAUUCGUUGAAAAUUGCACCAAUUGCACCAUAUUCCUCAACUGCACCGUUGGAAGCAACAUCCAGAUCAGAUUACAUGCACUAACAGCAUGUAGGUUAUACGUUAACCACGCAAACGACCACGGCCAAAGGCAAAACGUAAUACUGGAACAAUGUAAGGCCUGCGUCUUCGACCAAUCUGUAAAGGAUAGCCUAACCAUCCAGGAUUUCAGCAACUUGGGCCUGAGCGGUCAAGGAACCGAUAGUUUCACAUUUGAUAAAUGGAUUUCGGAUUACGUAAAACAAUUCAAACUCAUGCAUGGGAUGUAA
Molecule: messenger RNA, 915 nt
Organism: Eremothecium cymbalariae DBVPG#7215
Lineage: Eukaryota; Fungi; Ascomycota; Saccharomycetes; Saccharomycetales; Saccharomycetaceae
Gene: CIN2
Product: GTPase-activating protein CIN2
Exons: 2
Coding region: 1-915 (304 amino acids)
Biological process (GO): tubulin complex assembly; post-chaperonin tubulin folding pathway
Cellular component (GO): cytoplasm
Source: RefSeq, a predicted model, not a curated record